AGUAACCUCCGCAGCACCAUCAUAGCAUGACUCUCUGAGGGAGGAUCCGCUGACAGAGACAGUCCAGACCAUCACAUAGGCUAUAAAAAAGAGCAAAAGUCCGGCCUCGAUCACCACAGUAAACCGGUAUUUAUCAUAAAAGCCUGCUUUGUUAGCCUGUUAGCUAGCCGACGUUAGCAUUAGCAAUCACUCGUAGAUAACCUGGAUCCUGAUAAAAACAUACUAAUCCGCUUUGUGGCAAUCUGGAGGCAUUAUUAAGCGGCGCAGCUUCGUUCUGCGUUAAAAUGUCGCUUCUGUGAUGCCAAAAAAGAGAAACGGUGUCAAUUAUCCUGCGAUAUGACAUCCAGCGUAAGCAAAACAAAUCUCCAAUACGGAUAUGUGUGUGUCUGGGAGAAGGACGCUGAUUGGUCCGGUGGCACCCUGUGACAGCUACGUCAUACAGGAAGUUCUCAACCUGCUGCUGCUGCUGCUGCUGCAGGACAAUCGGAGCAUCUUCUUGCUGCAACAUCAGCCCAGCUAACCUGAAACCAAACAUGACAAAACCUACAAGGCGAUUCACCGGACAGAUUCAGGUAAAGGAGUCUUGUUUUUAUGUGCAGCUUACUGUCAAAAGCAUGAAACACGCCCAAGGCAGGGAAUAGCAGAAAACAAAGGAUGAAACCCGGCCUCUCUCUCCAUCUCUCUCUUUCUCUCUGUCAGUCAGUCUAUGCUAAUGCUGGUUUCUAUCAGCAGGGUUGAACCAUGUGGUGAGGAGCGGUAUGCCAUGCAGAGGAGACACAGCAGCAACACGGAUGGCAUGCCCUCUGAAAGGUGGGGAUUAAAGGUCUUAGGAGCAGCAAAUACAAACACACUGAGGUUAUUUUAUGUGAAAGCUCUUCUAAAGGUACCAUCAUCCACAACCCCAAUCCCAAAUGACUCAGUGCACGGUGUAAAAUGAUUAUCAAAACAUAUGCUGGUGAUUUGCACAUCAUGUGUAUGAGCAUGUGUAUGAUUGUGUUGCAUCACCUCUUCUUUCAAUAACACCCCUUAAAUGUAUUGAAAUCACAAAGACUGGUUGCAGAAUUUGGUCCAGCAUAGUCUUCUUCAGCAAGGUGUUACCUAAGAAAGUCAUUGUUUGAAUGGCAGCAUAUGAUACUCCAAAACCUGCAGGGGAGAGUGGGGUAAGAUGAGCCAUUUUUCAUAUUUCAUACAUCAAGGCGAUCAUAGUUUUGUCUCUAACUAGUGUAUCUGCAUAUAUUUCAAGAUGUUGUGAAUCCCUGCAAACCAACAAAAUGAGUGUAAACAUAACUGUCUUAAAAGUGGUCUCCUAUGGUCAAUUUACCCUGUGUAUGGGGUAAGUUGACCAUAGGAGUGGGGUAAGUUGAGCCGUAUCCCUACUACCUCUUCACUCUCCACCCCAGCCCUCCCUCACCUUCUCUCUCCCUAAAUAAUAGUCACUUCUCCACAUUUAUGUGUAUUUUUAUCUAUUAUACGCUAUUCAACUGGUACAGUAACUGCUAAAAAGCUGUUUUGUAAAAAGCCAUUUUAACACGAGAAUGUCUUUAAGUGAUUCAGAACAUUCACAGCUGUAUUUUUGAAAAGAAAAAGUAAGACAUUUCAACAAUGUGAACUGAAACUCUGAUCCUCUCAUCAGACUCUUUUACUUUCUCAGUUGAGCCGCUGGCUCAACUUACCCCUGAACUACUAUUAUGACUUUAUUAGUCCUCUAAGCUAAAAUGGUGGACUUUUAUGCUCAUAGAUACCACAAUCGAUGUAUAAAACAAAUUUAAAAUUAUCUUUUUUGGUCUGAACACAAUUCUAAUUAAACUUAUGACAGACUAAAUUCACUUUGAAGAGUGAAAAAUGUUUUUUUGGUAAUAAAUGUCUAACCCCUUCACCCAUGUGUUUCUAACCUUCACAGACUCCACGAAUUGUUGCCCAUCUCCUAAAUAUUUGGUCACAUGAUUAAUUUCUUUUACCAUUACCAAUUCCAAUUCAAAUGAGCUCAGACCAAGAGAACUCACUUUUGCAUUUAUGUUUUUUUCUUUGCAUGGUGCAGUUUUAACCUUCAAUUGUGGAUGCAAUGACAAGACGUGACAGCAAAUGUGGUUUUGAGCCCAUGCAGUGAUUCCCACUACAGAGUCAUAGCUGCUUUUAAUGCAUUGUGAUCUAAGGGCCCCAAAGAUCAUAGCUAUCUUGGAUUAAUCAUUGGCCUCAUCCAUUUUUGGCUCUGAUAUUUCUACAGGGGUUGACCAAUAUGACAAAUAAAAGGAUGCUUCUUCCAGGAUUAUGAUUUUUCUUAGUAUCCUCUCCUUUUUUUCCACUCAGGAGCCGAAGCCAAACUCUGGGAUCAGAGAGCAGUCUGGAUGAGGGUGGUGUGUUUGACUGCCUGAAACCCGACUCACCCACUUCCCCCCAGCAGAUCUUCUCUGGCUUGGUUGGUGUCCCCUCCAGCUCUGUCUCCUCUGCCCAGUUUCAAGCUGCCGGUUUAGUCCUGGGCUCCCCCCCUGAAGUUUUUAUCCAGAUGACUGCGUCGUCCAGAGAGGAAGGUGGCUCUCACCGCACAGAGGGUGGACCUUUUCUUCCUCGCCAACCCCCGCACCACCAUCAUCAUCACCAUCACUUCCAUCACCAGCCCCUUCAGCACAGGACCUCCUCCCUGCUCCAGCAGGCAACCACAGGGGCUGCUUCAGAGAGGCACAGCUCCAGGGAGGAGACCCAGGAGGACCCAUCCACUCCUGCUCCAGCCCUGUCUGAGUUAAAGGCAGUGGUGACGUGGCUGCAGAGGGGCUUCCCAUUCAUCCUUAUUCUGCUGGCUAAGGUCUGCUUCCAGCAUAAGCUAGGUAGGUUGACUUUCAGAGUAGUGGUCUUAUUUCUCAAUAAAAAUCAGCAGCAUGACACCUGGUUGAGUAAUGAUUUAACAUCUCUCUUUUGCAGGUAUUGCUGUGUGUGUGGGCAUGGCCAGCACAUUCGCCUAUGCCAAUUCAACAUUUAGGCACCAAGUUUCAUUACGGGUAAAAGUCAUUUUCUUCCUGUGCUUAAAUACGUUUAAAGACACUUUGAGCAGUUUUUAAUAGGGUAGGUUUCAGGCUCAAACUGAGGCCUCUUUAUGACCUUCAAAAGAAAACAAGACCACCAGAAGCAAGGUAGAAAAUAAUUCUGGUCUAGUUUUGGAUGCUUGAAAUCUGUGCGAGGGAGGAGGGGCAGACCAGAUGAUUGACAGCAGGCUGAGGAAACGGCUUAAAAACACAAAAAACAAAAAUACUUGUAUUUCACAGUGAUUGAUACUUUUAAUUGUCUUAAAAUGACAGAAAGAGGUAUUUGUCUAAAAAUUUCAAGAUGAGGUAUGACCUCAGACCGAUGGGGGCGCCAGAAUCGACACAAACCCAAAGAUCCUCAUGGCAGCUUAAAAGAAAGUGAUGUUUAAAACAGCCAGUGUGGUAGUUCAGUUCAGUUUGUUUUUGUCUCCAGGAGGAACGCUCUGUUUUCAUCGCUCUGUGGAUCCUCAUGUUCCUCUCAGGGAAUGUCGUCUACAUCUACUAUACCUUUAGUCAGGAGGAGCUGCACAACAGGUCUUUCAAACACAACUAUAUUUUUUAGAGUAUUCUCUGUGUUUCUUUACCUGCCAUCUUUAGUUAGACUCAGUUUUGGUUUUCAUUCAUUUCUGCGCAUGUAUGAGCCAUUUUAUUUUUACAUCCAUUUCCUUUAGGAAGUGUUCCUGUUCUUGUUUGGUCUUGUUCUGUGAGUAUUUUGUAUUUAUUUCAUUGCUUUGUUUCUUACAUUUUGUUGCUCUGUUGUCAUUCCACUGUCCUGAGAGAAAGCAUCAAAUCCCUCCUGUUAAAAAAAGUCCUCAACAUGCUCUUUCCCUUCAUAUAUAUAUAUUUCAGCCUCAUGUUUGCCAAGCCUAACCUCAGCAGCUUUGAUUUCUUCGACCUGAUCUGGGCCGUGGGUAUCACUGACUUUGUUCUGAAGUACUUCACCAUCGGACUGAAGUGCUUCGUUCUCUUUCUGCCUAAGAUUCUUCUGGCCUUUAAAUCCAGGGUAAGAACCCUACAGUCAUUGCUCUCAGACCCUUAAAACACUGAUAGAAUCUGGGACUGUUGAUGUAUAUAUAUUUUUAUAUAUUUGCAUGACAUACAGAUAGUGCAUUCCUGCAACAGUUGCAGAGCUGCAGGAUGUGAAGUUUUUUUUAUUAAUUGUUAAUUAUUAAUUUAUUUAUUGUUUAUGCAAUUUUAACUGAAUAUUAGAUUUUAUCUUUUACAGCACAAUUCUCAGUUUCAGAAUUUGAUAUCUUGUCAUUGCACUACUUUUAAUUGUAUAUGGGCUUAAAGUGAUUUUACCACCACCAAAUUCUGUUUUCAUAAACCUUCUGCAGUGUCCCAACUUUUUACGAGUGGGAGUUUUAGUUUUUAAUUGCUGUUUAUAACUGGUCUUAGUCGGAGCCCAGCAUGCAUAUGAUUGCAGUUUCUGGCACAGCCAGUUCAUGCCAGCCUUUUGUAAAUUUGAUCACCUGUCCAAAACAAGAUUUAUACAAAAGUCUGAUCCAAACUGAAUAAUCUCAUGUGGCUGUAACUCUGCACUUUCUUCCAGCUGCUCCACAGUAACAGUGUAAGGGUGGCUUUAAAUGAGUUACCGAGUGUGUAAAAUCUUGUGUUGCACAGAUGGAAAGACUUGAAAACUCAAUUUAAGUUCCUGGUUUUCUACCACAUUCAUGUCCACCCUUCACAGGUCAUAAACAAUGAUCAAGUCACAGGAAGUUCAGUUGAAGUUGUGAAACUUUUUCCAAAUUUAAGAAAAGAAGAAAUGCUGAACUAUGAUGAAAUACUCCACUGAGUGAAGAAAGCGCUAAAGGGUCACAGUGUGAAACUGUUUUGUAUUCAUAAGGUUUUAAAUGGUACUUCCUUAGGUGAGCUUGUGUGUGGGGAUGUCUGUGUGAAGGCUUUGUGUUGCCUCAGGCUACAGAAUAUGUCUGCAAACACUCACAGACUCUGAUAGAGAUAGUUUGAUUUCCAUACAGGUGCAGGGUGGAGAAGAAGAGGAGAAGUGUGUGUUUGUGUGUGGGGGGGGGGGUAUUAGGAUUACAUUUUCCACUGAUAAACAGACCUACAGGCCUGUCAGAACCACAGCCGCCUGCAACUGAGCUCAUUUACCCUCGAGGGGGUUACAGGGGUGAGGUCAUCCCUCCCUGGAGCUGGACCAUUACCUGAACCCUCCACUCACGCACACACACACACGCACACGCACGCACACACAAAACACCUGUAAACUACACACACAUAAAGAGUUGGACAGAUUUGAUAGGAUACAUGGUCACUCUCUUCUAUUAUUUUGAAAGGCUGAACAGUCAUGUCUAUUUUGAACUCCUAUGAAGUCACUCCAUCAGCCCGUCCACUUCAUUAAAGCAUCUAGCAGCAGAUAAACUGAUGAUCCUACAUAAUCAGAGCAAGUCUGCACAAGUGAGGAUGCACACAGAAGCUUCAUCAAGGCUUUGUUUUCGCUUUAAAUCAUAUCUGCUGCUACUCUUAGAGUCCAUUAAAAGUAUGUUGUUCACCAGUAUUUUCAUUAUUGUGCAAUCCUCUGAGUUUCGUGAUACAUGAAGUAGUUCCUGAAUUUAGUCAUCUCUAAUAACCAGUUUAUUUUUGUUCUGCUGGUGUUCAUUGACAUGUCAUCUGUAGGCUGCACACUCUAUAUUUCCUUUCUGAUACCUCUCAAUAGCUUUACGUGCUUUUCAGAUGACAAAAGUCUAAAAUUUCUCACUCUGGUGUAUUAAAGCAUCAUUAUUUCAACCUCUGUCUGAAAUGCUUCAUUUUAGCUGCUGUCUCUUUAAGGCCACCCAAUCUUAAAAGUCGUCCUUGUUGGUUUUCAAAGAGCAAAAACAAAUCCCAAAUUCAUCCUUUGUCCCUGAAAGACAGUAAAAAGGAGAUGGUAGGACUGGCAGGAGGAGGAUUAACUAUACACACAGCGCCUUCCACAAGCUGAUCAGGAUGAAAAUUGAGAACAGAUAUCUUUUCUCCAACUUUCACAGGAUUUCAUACAACAAAAACUCUACAAUUGUAAGCUCAAGCUGCCGAGGAGAUUCCAGUUACCCCCAAGAAAGGUUAUACAGAAAAAUAGUCCUGUGAUUUUAAAUUUGAAGUUACGAUUGAUGUUUUUGCCAAAGCUUUGUAUUUAUUAUCCACCUGACAAAAGCAAAGUGAUGACGCCAAGCAGGAAACUAGUCAAACACAGCUCACAAUGGAGCUUACUCAAACUCCUUGGCUUCUUUCCAAACUUUAAAUUUGACAUUUUUUUCUUUUUUUGCGUGGGCGUGAUGGGCACUGUGGGAUAUGAGGCUGAGGGGACAAUAAGGAAGACGAAUUAGCCACUAGCAGAGGUCUUCCUCCCCUACCAACCUGGCUGCUCCAGGCUCUUUAUCCACAGUCAUCAAUCUUUGUCAGCCAGCAUCCAGGAAGUCAUUAUACAAGCUGGGAUGCUGCAGGGGCCAUCAGAGAAUCAAGUCUGCCUUCAUUUUGGUCACCUCUGUUAUUUUACUGCCCCCAAUUCACUUUUUAGACUUCGUGUCAGUGGGGACUUACUCUGAAGUUCAUUCCUUCUGUGUGAUUAUUCAGGGGAGGGGAGGUUCUUGAAAGGCAGCUAGCAAGCCCCCCGUAGGGCUGGGUUUAAUGCGGGCACUGGGUAGCAGGUGGAAAGAGCCGCUGCCAGUUUCCCUUGCAGUGUGGGGAAAUUGCUUGUACUGCUGUGAAACUGCAGAGCUCUGGACAGCAGCCAUGUUUGGGCUGGAGGCGUGCUGUUUUAAGCUUUUAAUACCGCACUGCUCUUGACUAGAUAGAAGAGUCCCCUGAAGCUGUUGAGUUCUUUCUGCUGUUUGGACAGUAAGUUAGUGGAUCACAGACAGAACACAGUCUCAGUUUAGAAAUCUUCAUUUUGUCGAAACUUGACUGUACCUCAAGGAGCUUUGGUUGGCUGGGGAACAAAGAAAUUAAUACUGUUGCCUCUCUUCGACCCAUAAAAGCAAACUGAAGUGAAAGAGACUGAGUGUUUUUAGCUGCUACCCUUGAGAAUGAAGAAUUUAACUUCUAAUUAUUGAGCAUAAAGUUUGAUUGAAGCUCUCCUCUUUUGUGUAUUCUCACCAGGGGAAGUUCUACCUGCUGAUCGAGGAGCUGAGCCAGCUGUUUCGGGCCCUGGUGCCCAUCCAGCUGUGGUACAAGUACAUCAUGGGAGAGGACCCGUCCAACAGUUACUUCCUGGGAGCCACUCUCAUCAUUAUCUACAGCCUCUGCAAGGUAACCAGUGCCAGGGCAUCCAAAUAUUUGGACACCCCCCAAAAUAAAGAGCUGGAGAGACAUUGUGAUAUUGCUGUUGCUCUUUGGUGUUUCAUAAAGUUUGAUGUGAAAGUCAUAACGUCAUUACAGUCAAAUCAAUUAUUUCCACCACAUUUCACAUCAACUAUGUAAAAUUCACACAUUAAAAAAAGACAAGACUUCUAGUUCAUGCUACAGCCUUAUCAGUCAGUGCGUCCAUUUACUUUAAAAUGUCCAUUUCUGUCAGGACGGAAAGCAUAUCGGCACUCUCCUCGUCGUUCCAAAAGUAGACAUUCUUUCAUGCUUCAGCCAUGUUGAAGUUGCUUCUGAGUCGAAAGUUCUUUAAAUGAUAGUGCCACUUCUUUGGCGUGGCGCACGCACACAUGCAUUGUCCGAUCAUACUUCGACUACGCUGGUUACAUGGUAGAGAAAAUCGAAUUCCAAUCGCAUUAUCUGGGUGUCCUAAUCAGAAUUCUCCAAUCGGAGUUCUCAAACUCCGAUUACAGUCGGACUUGGGUGUUUACAUGCACUUCAGUUGUCCGGUCUUAAAUGGAGUAAGGCAAUAAUUGGGUUUUCUCAAGUGUCAUGUAAACGUACUGACUGAGAACUCAUUGUUCCCAGAAGAUGAUCCCUGAAGUCAGUGGUGAUUCCCUUACAUACUUACAUAUUCAGCUACUAGUGAACUGACAGCUUUUUCGUUGGAAUUCCAUAACAUUAUGAUUCAUUAUCCACUCAGGAUGAACCUAGCCACUUUGAAUACCUGAGAAGAGAGGGACAGCAUUCUCUCUGUCAAAUAAACUGCUGUUUUGGAGGCCUUAACAUGACCCAAAACAUACCUAAUUUUGCACAUUUCAAAAUGAGCUUCACUUGACAAAAAAAUCCCCUUGUACCCAAACCUGACAGGGGUCAUCAAAAAUCCAAAUUAGCCCUCCCUUUGUAUUGGAAAGAAUAAGGGGUUUCAUUUUAUCAACUCCAAAUAUGGACAGGGUAUUGUUGAUUCAUUGAAGACCAAAAAACGUUUUGAGCCUAGAGAGCUUGUAAGUUGGUGUGGCCCUUUAAAGAUAGGAAUGUCACCAUGAGACAUGAAGUUGGUUUAACUCAGCUAUGCAUGUUCCAAUCUGACCCAAACGAAUAGUAGUAUGUUAAGGGUUCAGGCCUGAGGACUUUCAUAUGGGAAUAUUUGAUCUUAGUUAUAGCGCCCCCUAUAGCAGGGGGUACAGGCACUAAAUCUUGACGUGUGCAAAAGUGCGAGGGCUUGUUCAUGGAUGCUUAUGGCUUUAUCAUCUUUAGAUUCCUGACCUGUGGAAAACACUGUUACACCAUCUGAAGAUUGAAGAUUAGCAUGUUUCCAUGCUGGUAUCCGCUUUUAGCUCACAUCCUACUGUAAAGGAGUAUAACUCAUUUGUUGGGAUAUUGAGAAUUAUCGGUGUUCGUAUAAAUCGAGAAAAUAGAAACUAUCUGCAUUAUUUCUGCCACUCCUGGUGACACUGAACGUAAGAGGUUGUGGGUUUUUCUGGGGAAAUAUUAAAGCUAUGAGUCACAACAACAAACAAUAAGCUGAAAUAGUGAAACACAGUGGAAGUUGAAAAAAUGAAACUCUGAUGUAAUGUACUCAGCAAGGCUGUUACCAACAAUGUGUCAUCCUGCGUGCGAUGUGUUUUCAAAUAUAGCUUAAGCUUUUUUAAUGACUGUAGUCACUCAGCGGAUGUGGUCGCUGAUUACAGCCAUAUUUGAGCCAAAAGGGUUGGACAGUUAAAGGGGUGUGUGCUCUGACGUACAGAACAGUGGUGUUUUCCAUCAUCAGCCCAUAUUAGGGCUGCGUCAGGCUGAGGUGACGGAUGUGAAUCAGUUGUUGAUGGACAUCAUGUUUGUCAUGCCCCUGUGUCGCAAUUAGUUACAAUUUGUAGGUGUUGAAAGGAAAGGGCCUUCCUUUAACGGAAAGGAAAUAUUUACGUGUGAUUUCCAAGAAAUCAAGAACGUUUAAAAACUACAAAUGACUCGAGGUUUAAAAGUAAACUUUAGACUUUAUUUUUAACUAAAUUAAAUGAGAAUGUCAUAGUUAUUAUGGUAAUGGUGCUCACUGUUGUUAAGCUCACACUUUUGGUCCCCAGAGGAGACUGGAAUAAAACUUUCAAAGGACUCAGAUUAGACACACUCUCACAAUUUAAGACAAUAUGUCACCAUCUUUAUUCUGAGCCCAUAAGAAGAAGAACUUUAUUUAUCCCUGAGGGGAAAUUUAGUAAUAACAGACUUUUCAUGCAAUUUUGAAGUCACACAAACUUCCAAAAUCAUAAGAGUUUUAUAAAGGUCAGGGGGUGCUCUUGUCGUCUCUGUUGUUCAGUGCAGGGUGGUCUUAAAAUUUAUUCAAGACUGUUUUUUGCCCCUGUCUUGGUGUUACGAUGCAAUUAAACCUGUUUCAUAUUCAAAGUCUACGAUGGAGGAUAGAGUGGGAAACAGGAGAGAGAGUGAGGAUUGAGGGAAAAAGUCUGUGAUUACUGCGAUAAAAUUCACAUGAUUUGAUUCUUACCUUGGAAAAUUUGAAAAUCACUUGAGGUGUUUGGUUUAAGGCUGGCAUUAAGUAACCCUUUGAGUUUUCACAGAGCAUCACUAUCAUGUUUAUGUUUGUGGUUUUGAGUGAAAUGUUGCAACAGAAUUUGAAUUAGUUUGGAUUUUUGUGACAUUGGGUUGAGUUGUUCUUAGUCACUACAAACAUGAACUUUGUACUUUUUGGUGAUUCUUUCACUUCCCACCCACUUUCAUAAUCAAGUCUGAGUUGUCCAGGAUCUCAUAUCAAAAGCACUAACUUCCUAUCAUCCCCAGCUGCACCUUUAAAGAGAGGAUCUUAGCAUAUCAAUACUUAAACCCAGGCAAUGAGCUUUAUAAUGAUUGUUUCUAUUCAGCAACAUACAGGUGUGCUUCAAAAAGAUUGUUUAUGAUUAUAAUAAUAUAAAAAUUAAACUAACAAGUACGAGGAGAGUGCUACAUCUUUGCUGAAAAGCUUCAUGUAGUUGCUUUUUUCUGCUUUCUUUCAUUCACAGUCCUUUGACAUCUGUGGCCGUGUGUCUGCCAUACGAAAAGCCGUGGUCAUUCUCUGCAGCUCCCAGGUCAGAAACAGAUGUAAACCACUUUAAAUAUCUAAGUAAACACCCACACAGAUAAGCACAAGUUUUAGUUUUUAUGUGUUAAAUUCAGAAUUUAACCAGAAAGGUUUCAUCUUGAAAGUACAACUAUAACUUUUCUCUUUCUCUUUUCUAGAGUUAUGGAGUGAGGGCAGGAAUUCAGCAGUGUAGUGAAGCUGGUGAUGUUUGUGCAAUCUGUCAGGCUGAUUUCAAAGACCCCAUUGCCCUGCUCUGUCAGGUAAGGACUCCUCAAAGUACGGUAGUUAGAAAAAGUCUGAGUAAGCCUCAAUCAUUAAGAGGAACAGAUGAACUAAUUUAGAGAGAGUUGAAGCUGAAAAGAAAGUGUUUGCUGCCCUCUUUGGUUAAAUCUGAAGCCUGCCGACACACUGUUUGUUUCAUCCUUUGCUGCUGUAAUAAUCGGUUAAAAGUGAACAUUUUGUCGCCCUGUAGCAUGUCUUCUGCGAGGACUGUCUGUGUUUGUGGUUCGACCGCGAGCGAACAUGCCCGCUGUGCCGCUCCACUGUCAUUGAGACCCUGCGAUGCUGGAAGGACGGCACAACCUCGGCUCACUUCCAGAUCUACUGAAUCACACACAAAUCACAGGCAGCAAGAACGAUUAGAUGAGUUCAUGAAUGUGAGUUGGUAGUAUUUAGAGUGUUUUUUUUUUUCAUUCAUUCACUUUGGUAACUCUUUAAAUCAGGAUUACAGUAAUUGCUGGUGUGAUGGAGAUUUUAAUUUCAGAGGCAUUUGUUUAAACUAUGAUCACACUGUUUUCUCUGACAUCAGAAAAAGACACAGAAACCAAAUAUUGUCAGUUGCAGUUGGACUUUAGUCACAAAGUCAUGACAAUAGUCACAUGUUUAUGUGUUCAUGUAGACUUACAGCUGUUGUCAACUUUGAUAUUUGUCUUUCAUAGGUAAACAUUAUGAAGAAUGUUAAUUUCGUCAUGUUACAAUGUUAAAAACUGAGAUAAAUUCACAAUAUUUGCCGGUAAUUUGUACAAUUUUUAUUGUUUUAUUUAUAUUGGUGUGGUUGUAUACUUUUUUUAAAUCAUUCAACUGGUGUGUAACAGGUUUUGUUUUGUAUUUUAAAGAUUGUAAAAUAUGGUGGCCUUGAUGGGCAGCUAUAUGAAAAUGUUGUUUAAUGCCAACACAUUUCACUAAAACUUAAAAAAACUUCAUGCAUGAAACCUAAAAACAAUCCAUGAAACGCAAUACAUUGAUAAACAAAAUUGAUAAACAGUAACUUGCAAAAUGUAAAAAUAUUCCAUUAAACAAAAACAUUUUGCAAAACCCAAAUAUAUUUCAGUUAAUGGAAACAUUUCACAAAAUUUUAAACUGUUUAAUUACAUGUGGAAAAAAUUUUGCUAACUUCAAAUGUCAAAAUUUAAAAUUUACUGAAAAUGCAAAAACAUUUCAUGGAAUGCAAAAAUGAAAGAACAGAAAAUAUUUCAAGAAAUGCAAAUAUUUUCCACAAAAUGCAAAAACAAUUAAAAAAAUUACAAAACAUUUUUAAAAAUGCAAAAAAAUAUUAUUUUGGGGGAAAUGGAUAUUGGUUGCUCAGAUAUUGGUAACUUUCUGUGUUUUGCAUGCACAACAUCUUUUGCUUUGUCAUUUUAUGAAUUUCAUCUGUGUUCUUUGGUCUUCAAACUGUUUUACUGUAAUGAAUUUUCUUGCAUUUAUUGAAAUAUUUUCAUUUUUGCUAAUUUUCAAUGCCUUUUAUGAAUAACUUUUGCAUUACAGAAAUUUUUCCUUCAUUCAGUAAAAGUUUUUUCAUGUCCAUGAAUUGUUUUUGCAUUUGGCUUUCAGGGCCACCAUAGACAGCUAUUUGAGACUCUGUCCUUAGAAUGGACAGAGUCUGCCUCCUUGUUGGGUGAAGCCAAUCCGAGAACAGCACCCUCUGUUGAUGGGCUGCAGUAUAGGUUAUAAAUCCCGCCUCUGCCAGCAAAGCGACUGCGUGGCCAAAUGCGCGCAUCGCUACUGUGCAGCGCUGGUUUCAGGAAAUGAAGAAAAAUCCCGGAAUUACCGAGAGCUAUUUGGCUUCAAAUCCGUAUACAGGCGGUAGGCGGAGCCAAGUUGUCCAUAGUAUAUACAGCCUAUGGAUAAGCUUCAUACUUCAAACAUAAACUUUCAGACUGUUAGAGAUGGAAAAUCAGUCCAAAUGUACUUAAAGACAAUAAGAAAUGAUCUCAUCCAUCGAUCAAUAAAUUUGAUAUUGGGUGAUUAAGGUAAGUUGGCGUGAGACUUGAAAUCAUCCAGAUUGUAACUAGUGUGUAGUUUUAGUUUUUGUUUAUUCCAUCAAGGCCCCAUAAGCAAGUUAUUUGUAGAUUUGUGGCGCAUAUGGUGCAGAAUUAAAAAGUUUGUAGGGUUCACUUGUCCUUAUAUAAAAGUUGCUUCUCUUUGACAAUGCAAAGACUUUUUUAUUUUCUAUAAAUUAUGUUGACAUGAAUUGUUUCUUGGUUUGCAUAAAAAUGUCAUGACUUCAAAGUGCUGUGAGAUUGUCCGGUGUAAAUUAAAGCACUUCAGCUGAGCUCAUUCCCCGUCUUCUGCAACAACACCUGCAGAGAGUUUAUUACAGAAAGCUUUCUUUUAUUUCAGCUACUAAAAAUCCAUAUGAAAUAAUUAAUCAGUAUAAAUAGCACACACCUUAUAAAAGACAGCCUCAGUAAAUUUUGCUCACAUUACACUUAAUAUAUAAGAAAAAAAGCUUAUUUCCAAACAGCAUUAACAGCAUAGCUUCCUAUGCACAGGUCCUGUCCAUGUUGAUGGUUAAAAAGCCACUUAACACUGCCCCCAACAGAUAAUGCUAAAGCACAGGAGAAUAUGUAAACAUCAUCUAAACACUGUAGAAAACAUCUAUAAAAACAUUCAUCUUCAUUAUUCACAUUUGUACACAUAGAAUAGCUUAUGUAGAAAAGUACAGUGCAUUAUGAAGCUUAUAAACGGGUUUAUUGAAGUGCAUUUUGAAUGCAUUUGAAGGUCAAACCAGUGUAAUUCCUCUGCAAUUGAUGCCCUCACAUUGUGGGAGGUGUAAAUUCAAAGCAGUCCUAUUAGUAAGCUUUUCCCUCCACUCUACCAGGGGAGGAUUACAUCACCGUUUUGUUACUGGGAUGACAGAAUGGGAGAGUCACGCAGGGGGCAGGACCUGCAGCUGACUGACUGCAGGGCUGCUGGGGUUCAGUGUGUCAGCUC
Molecule: messenger RNA, 13590 nt
Organism: Xyrichtys novacula (pearly razorfish)
Lineage: Eukaryota; Metazoa; Chordata; Actinopteri; Labriformes; Labridae
Source: the annotation of a GenBank genome assembly